Polistes canadensis is the source of this 4995-nucleotide messenger RNA. RefSeq names its product DDB1- and CUL4-associated factor 6-like. The transcript is spliced from 14 exons. The record is from RefSeq and is a predicted model, not a curated record. NCBI's taxonomy places the organism in Eukaryota, Metazoa, Arthropoda, Insecta, Hymenoptera, Vespidae. Gene Ontology annotation, cellular component: cytoplasm; Cul4-RING E3 ubiquitin ligase complex. The coding region runs from base 418 to 2853 and encodes 811 amino acids. Gene Ontology annotation, biological process: positive regulation of transcription by RNA polymerase II. Gene Ontology annotation, molecular function: protein binding.
UUAAAUGUAUUUAAGAGCACACAAAUCUUGAGCGACCUUCUGAUGGUCAAACAUUGAUUAAAUUAUAUUAGUUUUAAUAGUGAUUACAUGUGUAUUCUAUGAACGUGUUAUCACAGUUAGUUCUAGUUAAUCGUGUAUAUUGUAUAUACUACGUUUGACUCUGGGAAAUUUCAAAGCUUGAGAAUUUAUUUAUAGUAUAAGUACCAUGUCGUAUCGAUACAAACCUCGUGGACCUUUUCUACAUUGGAUCAUGUCAUUCGCCUUCUGAUUCAGCACAAUUAGAGACGUUUCAAUUACAACGCAUAAUAUCUUUUAAUAGUUAAUGUGGUGAACGACACUAAGGGAAAAAUUAAUAUAUUGCUUUGUAUUUCAUUGUUUGUUUUUUUUUUUAUAUUAUUGGGUGGACUCUAAUCGAAGAUGAGGAAAUUACGAUCAAGUAUUUUUCAUGACAUUUAUAAUCAACCAUAUGAUGACUAUUCCAGGCAUAAGUUGUACUCUAGCAGCAAAGCUAGCUUACAACUUAUACAACGUAUGUCAUUGGUGAAAAGAUUAAAAGUUCAUAACGGUUGUGUCAAUUCUAUAUGCUGGAAUAGUACUGGUAAUAUAAUAUUAUCUGGUAGCGAUGACCAACACCUUGUGCUUACCGAUGUUUAUAAUUAUCAGGUUUUAACUCAUCAUAAAACAAGUCACAGAGCUAAUAUAUUCAGUGCCAAAUUUUUGCCAAAUAACGGUGACCACCGUAUAGUCUCAUGUAGCGGCGAUGGCAUUAUUUUAUAUACAGAUUUAAUGAGACGAACAGAAACGUUUCAUAAUCAGUUUGCAUGUCAUAGCGGUACUACCUAUGAAGUAGCCACAAUACCAGGUGAACCUCAUAGUUUCUUAAGUUGCGGGGAAGAUGGAACUGUGAGAUGGUUUGAUCUCAGAGUAAAGGAAAAAUGUAAUGUGGCAAGAUGCAGAGAGGAUGUAUUAAUUUCUUGCCAAAGAGCUGUGACUGCUUUAUCCGUUAAUCCUGUAAUGCCUCAUCAAAUUGCAAUUGGUUGCUCGGAUAGUACCGUCAGAACAUUUGACAGAAGAAUGCUUGGAACACAGGCUACAGGCUGGACAGAUAGCAGUGGAUCCGUAAGACCACUAUGCAGUUUUACAGUGCCAGAAUUUGAUGGGAAUUCUUACAGAAUAACAUCCUUAAGUUAUAGUCCAGAUGGACAAGAUGUUCUUGUUAGCUAUAGUAGCGAUCAUUUAUAUUUAUUUAGUAUGAAGGAUCAAAGUAACGUACACUUAAGAAAAGAUAUACAAAUGGGAAAAGGCAAAGGUAAGAAACAUCCAUUGAGAUCUCCUCAGCCUGUACGUCGAUUAAGAUUACGAGGAGAUUGGUCAGAUACAGGACCGGAUGCACGUCCCGAACGAGAGGGUGGUCGACGUAGCGGAACAGAAAUUGCUCAAGCAAGACCAACUUUACAUACUUCAUUGAUGCAAAGGAUGACAGAUGUCCUUAGCAGAAUGUUGAAUGAUCCAGCGACGCGUGCUGCUUUAAGUGGUGGUGGAGAAGAUAGUUUAGAAGGUGUUAUAGAUCAACAAGAAAAUAGUCAACGUAGUAACGAUAAUAGCACUGUGCCCAACGUAGAUGCUAAUCGUGAACAACAACAAAUAGAAGCAGAAACAGAAACAGACAGUGAUGUACAAGCGCAAGAACAUAUGUUGUCUCUUGAUCAAUCUGAAACUGCAAGAAACGAUGAUCAUCAAGUUUCAACUGACAUGGCAAUACAAGGUUCAUCUGUUUUAACGAAUAACUUUAAUACAGAAGAACCAAUAAACAAUGAUUUGGAUGAUAUUCAAGCGACAGAAACUCAAACUAAUUUGUUAGAAUCGAAUAAUAAUACCUCGAAUAAUUCAGCAGAAACUAGAAGCAGCGAUGGAGAGUGUGAUACAGAAGGAGAAAGUAGCAAUGCAGAGACAAGUUGUCAUAACGAUAAGAGAGAAGAAAAUAUGAUGGAAAAUCUUCAAGAUAGAUUAACGACUAUGAGAGAUGGAUUUUUAGAAAGACAUGGAAGUGAACCAGCUGUUAGUUUAACAUAUUCUGAUAAAAGUUCGACUAGGGCUACUAUAUCGUUAGGUGUAGCGAAUGAAGUUAUUCGAGAUAGUUAUCACGCAGGACCAUCUGGAAGUCAAAGUACUGAACGUCUUGAUCCAGGCCCAAGUAAUAGUUAUAAAAAACGUAUGUUAUAUAGAAGUACUCAAGAAAAGAGUGAUGACAGUGCUUAUAUUGAUAGCGACGACGAGGAUGUACCAACCCAUCAUAGAUUGGUACAUCCAGUUGAAGCUGAAAUGGAUGAAGCUAUUGCAAAUGCUCGUACGUCACAAGGCCAGGAAUCAUUCGAUGAGACAUAUUUAACAGAGCUUUGCGUUAAACAAAAAUAUACGGGCCAUCGAAAUGCCAGGACCAUGAUCAAAGAAGCCAAUUUCUGGGGAAACGACUUCGUCAUGUCGGGUAGUGAUUGUGGACAUGUAUUCGUAUGGGAAAGAGACACUGCAAAAUUAUGUAUGUUGCUCGAAGCCGAUCAACAUGUUGUUAAUUGUCUCCAACCACAUCCUUAUCUACCAAUGUUGGCUACAUCAGGAAUUGAUUAUGAUGUUAAGUUGUGGGCACCUACCAACGAAGAGUCCACUUUUGACGAGAAGUUUGCCGAAGAUUUGAAAAAGAGAAAUGCUGUUAUGUUGGAAGAAACCAAAGAUACGAUUACAGUACCUGCCGUUUUUAUGAUCAGAAUGUUGGCAUGCUUGAAUCAGAUACGCAGAGGUCGCGGCCGCAGCCGAAGGAGAAGCGGAGACGAGAAUGACGAAUUGCGAGGUGGAUAAUACGUUUUCGAAGAUCUCUCAUACAACUGUUAAAAAUUAUAAAUUCAAGCCUAAGGUAACGAUGGUAUCCAUGUACAUAUAGAACAUUUAUAUUUUUCGGCCUUUUAGAAUACCAAUUCUGGAAUAUCCAAUUCCGAAUGAAAAUAAAUAGAAUUGUGUAAAUUUUAGUCUAGGCAGUCGAAUAUUUUUAAAACUGUUUGCGAAGAAAAAUCCAACGAAAUUAAUAAAGAUAAAGGAAACGAGACGACAGAGAUUUUUUAGGUCCAUUUCUUUGCUGGUAUAAACUUUAAGUAUAACAUUUAUGUGAAUUUCAAUUCUUAGUAUAUAAUCUGUAAUACUCAUUAACGCAAAUUAAGAAUUAUUUGAAAUAGAAUUUGUGUCUGCAAUAAAAUUCAUUCUCAGAUUAUGACAUUUAAUAUAUUCGCUGUUAAUGUUUAAAAAUAAUCUGUUUCUUUUUUUUUUUAAUUAUAAUGUGAGAGACAUUUGUUUAGUACAUUCAUUGUUUAUUAAAUAUUGUAGAUAAUUUUAAUAACAGAACGAAAAGCGAAUAUGUUAAGGGAUGCUUCGUAAAAGAUAAAAUAAAAUUUUAUUGUAUCAAAUGAUUCUCUAUUUUUAAUUAGUUUGGUUUUUAUUAUCAAGUGUUAUCAGUAGCGUGUAAUUGUGUUUCACUUUGCCUUUUAGUUUUAACGAAGCAGAGAUGAUAGCAUUUACGAUAAUUAAAGGUGCGAUGUGAUCUGCUCUAUUGGAAUGUAAUUUAAAAAGAAAAAAAGGACACAAAUUAUUUAUAUAUGCUUGACAAAUAAUAUAAGCGUAGGGUACAUUUGUGCCGGUAAUUGUAAUAGUAGACUGUGAGUAAAAAAUUGAAUGAAAUUCAUUUUAUCAUUUAUUUUGUAAUAUAAAUAAUUUUAAUAUAAACUAAGUUACACAUAAUCAAUUUUAUUUUAUUUUUUGAAAUACUUUUUUUCAAGUCCAUUCUAAUUUUGGAAACUAAUUUUCUGAAGAAUAAGAAUUAAAAAAAUAUAAGAGAAGAAAUGCAAUGUUAAUCGUGAUUGUUCAUUUAGUUUGUCCAGUAGGACAAAACAAACAAUCAGGCGUGCCUUAAAAUUGGUCUUGGCUUCUUUUGCAAACCAAAAAACACAAACAUAAAAACGAAAUAGAAUAAAUGAAUUAAUAUAGCAAUCCAGUUGCGCUUCCACCUUUUAACGAUAGCACCACUUAAAGGUGUCAAAGUAGUAUUACAAGUGUAUUCAAAAUAACGAGCAUUGUAUACUUAACUAUGGAUCCAAUGUAUGUUCCGUAAUAUACAUUAAAUUGAUUUUAUAACAAACAAAAAAUAUGCCUCUUUUGCGAUGGAAGAUAUCUUGUAUACGCGUGCACAACGGAACGAAGAAAGAAAAAAUUUAUUUAAGAUUAUUAUUUAAUAUAUAUAUAAUGUGUACACGGUUUGUUUUUUCUUUUCUUUCUUUUUUUUGCAAUAAAAAAGGUGUGGAAAAAGAAUCAUUUACCUUCUCGUUGUUUGCUUCACUGGUCGUUCGAUCAUCACUGGUUUUUUAAUUAAUUCGAAUUAACUUCGAAUCGUAAGCAGAUUAACUAAUAAAUGAAUAAUAUUUUUUGUCGAUAAAGCCCACCAGCCAAGGAGGAAUCGGGGCCCUAAAUAAAAAUGUCGGCAGUAUUUCACGGAGAUGUAUUUCUUUCCUCUUUAUUUCUUUGAACAUUGGGGACAAAAGUGUUUUUUUUUUCUUUUUUUUUUCAAGUAAUCAAUCGCUUAUCCGUUUACCGUAAAUUCAUAAUAUCUGUGUUAAUAAUGAAUAGAUUAUAUUAAAUAUACCGAUGAGAGAAGAUUGAAUAAUUAAUUUUUAGUGUUAAUCGCGUUUCCUCGAGAUUAUUAUUUUAAAAUACACAUACGGUUCCUCGGUUCGUUCGAUCCUUCUGAAGCUGACAAUUUCUUUUUCUUUUCUUUUACAUCCAACGUGUUAUUUUUGUCCUUUUUUUCUCUCUCUUUCUCACACACAGACACACUACAUACAUACGUACACGUACACUCGCCGCAUACAUUUUAUUUCUUUCUCAUUCUCUCUCAUACAUUUUACAUUAUUCACGUAUUAGAAUCUUGAUCGAAGAAACAGCUCUUUUUUUGUUUUU